UGAUAUCUGUCAGCUGUACGGAGGGAGGGCUAUCAAGCUGUCAGAUGGUGAAUAGCAAAGCAGAGCGGUAGUGAGAAUAAUUUUAACAAAUAUGUGUUUUUAUUUCCAAUUUCAUACGCAUAGGUAAUCGCCGCGCCUAGCUUUAGCUUUAGGUUAAUUACGAACGGGGACCAGGGUCGCUACGGGUGCAUAAUGGGCUCUAGAGAUAGGGACACAAAAUCCCUUCACGACAAGUUGAAAGUGUUCUUCAAGAAGGGUGCAUCGGCGCCCGUUGCGGCUCAAAACGAGCUGGUGGUGACGGCAGAACUGCGGCGAGAGCUGGGUCCUGAGACGCCGCUUAAUCGCCGCCUCCGUGCAGUCAAGGAGGUCGGCGACAAGAUCCUUCACAUUCGUGUCCAAGAUGGUGGUGUAGAAAAAAUUUGGGCUUGUACGAGGGACCUUCUCAAAGACUCAAAUGUAGAAGCACGCCACACAGUACUUGGUUUACUAAGAUGUAUUGCUGAAGGUCAAUCAGAACUGCUUAUAAUGCGCACCAUUUUAUUCCGGUACCUGCAGGAGACGCACCUGAACCAUCCGCCAGAAGAUUAUCAACUCCGUUUUAAAUUACUUUACACUUUAACUAAUACUGGAAAGGAUAUUAAAUGUCUUGAAGAACAGAUUGGGCCAUUUUUGAUAGAAUGGCUGCCACAUAUACAAGCGCCGGCGCACAUAAAAGACUUCGUCAGUCUCAUCACAAAUGUUGUAAAAUUUAAUGCUGUCUAUUUAGACGAGGAAAUCGUUCAUGGAAUUGUUAACAAUGCAUGUCAUCUCUGCGUAUACUCUUCGGACCCAGGAGUUGUCCAGGGGUGCCUAUCGCUUCUGGAAGCGGUCGUAUCGUACUCGCUGCUACCACGCGCCGCUCUAAGGACCUUCGUCGCCGCUCUCUGCAGGACCGUCAACAUAGAGCAUUACUGUCAAAACAGUUGGAAGCUGAUGCGCUACGUGGUGGGCGCGGACAUGGGGCACGCGGCCCUGCAGGAGAUGGCGGAGCUGGUGCGCGGCGCGGGGGACGCCGAGGACGCGGAGGAGGGCGCGGGGCUGGCGCGUGGGGCCGUGUUCUACAUCAACAUGGCGCUGUGGGGGCCCCGCCGCGUGCGCACGCUGCACGUGUCCUUCCUGGCCGUGCUGCCCGCCUUCCUCAAGGCGCUGGCGGGGCGGCAGGCGGUGGUCACUUACGAAGUGGUUGUGGCGCUACAGAGCCUGGUGACGCGCGUACCCCUGGAGGUGGACGAGGUUGCCUGGGAUCUCGUGCUCGCCAUCAUCCGUGCCGUGUUACAGCAAGAUAAAAGCUUCGACCCCCCCAACGAGUUGAUCCACAGCCGCGUGCACGCGCUGAUCACCUCCAUCGAGCAGCUCCACGAGGCGGGACAGUUCCUCGGCGACGCGGACGCGCUGCUCGACCUCGUCGACUUCUGCGGACACGACCGGCCGGAGGCGUCCACCAUGCGGCUGCUGACGGAGCGCUGCGCGGCGCUGGGCGGCGCCGACGCGAGCGCGGCGCUGGCGCUGGCGGAGCGCUACGUGCGCCUGGAGCCGCGCCUGUCCGUGCGCCUGCACGCGCUGGCCUGCGUGCUGGCCUACAUCAAGCGCAACCGCUGCGGCCACGGCGAGGAGCUGGCGGAGCGCGUGGGCGGGCCCGUGGCGGCGGCCUGCGCGCAGGACGCCGAGCCGGCGCUGCGGGCCGCCGCCGCGCGCGCGCUGCCCGACCUGGCGCGCAUGUGCAGCUCCGACGUGUGCGUCGACCUCGUCGACCAGCUCGAGAAGAUCCUGAACCGCCCUUUCGAGAUGUACGUAGCCGACGUGUCGGUCCCGGCGGACGCGGACACGUCGGACUUGCGUCUGGCGGCCGUCGGGCUGCUGGAGCUGCUGCACGACAAGCUGCUGCGGGCCCCGGCCGCCCAUGCCGCGCGCGCCUUCCUCGUGCUGCUCGACCACCUCGACCAUCACUACCGCCGGCCCGCGCUGCUGCACCACCACCCGGAUAUACGACUCAAGAUUUUCGACAUGCUGUUCGCCCUCCGUGCGAACGCCUUCAACUGCGUCGGGUUCUGCUACGAAGGGGGGACGGCGGUGUACGGGGCCGCGGCGCUCCGGCUGCGGCCGCUGUGCUCGCCCUUCCUGCUGGCCGAGCCGCCGGCGCCGCGCGGCCACCAGCCCGCCAGCCAGACGCAGGGCAAGGACUUGCCGCCGGGCGCGUGCCUGCUGCCGGUGGGGCGCGCGGCGCGCACGCUGACGGCGGCGCUGACGCGCGAGGCGGAGUGGUCGGUGCUGGCGCACGUGCUGCGCGCGCUGCCGCAGCUGCUGCACGCGCGCGCGCUGGCCGUGGGGCGGCGCGCGCAGGACCUGGACCUGCUGGCGUCCACGCUGUGCUCCAUGGUGGCGGAGCGCGGCCCGGCGGGCGGCGGCCGCCUGCUGCUGUCGGAGCUGCACGCCGCGGCGCUGCCGGCGCUGGCGGCGCUGGCCUCGUACCACGCCUACCUGGAGCCGCAGACGCAGCAGCGCAUCGUGCGUUGUCUUCUCAAAUACGGAAUGGUGCUCCGCACUCCGCAGCCGUACAUAAACGCGCUGACCAUCUUCACGCUGGAGACGCGCGACACGAUGGUCAAGAUGCUGCCCGAGGUGCUGCUCGACCUGUCCAAGAUCUCCGACACGAAGGCGAUCGCCAGCCCCAUGCUAGAGUUCCUUUCUACGCUGACCCGCCUGCCGCGCGUGUUCGCGUCGUUCGUGGAGGACCAGUACAUGUCGGUGUUCGCGAUCCUGCUGCCGUACACCAACCCGUCGCGCUACAACCACUACGUGGUGUCGCUGGCGCAUCACGUGAUCGCGGCCUGGUUCCUCAAGUGCCGUCUCUCCUACCGCAGAAACUUUGUGCGAUUUAUCAUACACGGCCUGCACAACUACAUAAUAAUGCCGUUCGAGGAGCAGCUGCAGUACAAGUCCAACCACUUCCACCAGAGCGUCAACGAGGACUCGUCCAACAGGCAGAGGAGCUCCAGUCUCGGCUCCAAGGCGGUGUCUCGCGCGCCGCUCUCGGGGUCGCGCGGGGGAGCGGCUGUGGGGGGUGGGGCGAGUGCGGGGGGAGCCAGCGCACCCGCCGCCUUCCAUGUGGAACUCACCGAGACCUGUGUCGACCUGCUUGCCAGAUAUACCUUCACACCCUGCAGCGUCAAGCCGCAGAGGAGCGACACGGCCGAGUUCCUCUUCAACGGCGGGCAGUCGACCACGUGGCUGGUGGGGCACAAGCUGAUCACCAUCACCACGUCCGGCUGCUUACAGAACUCCAUCAAGCAGGGCCUGUGCGAAAGGUGCGCCACGCUGUGCCGCCAGCACGCCGACGCCGCGCCGCCCGCGCCCCCCGCGCCCGCCGCGCCCGCCGCGCCCCCCGCGCCCGCCGCCGACGACGCGCCGCAGGUGCAGCUGAACGACAACUCCGAGGCGGCCAACCAGCUGCAGGUGCACCCGCACGCGGCGCCGGAGGUCAAACGGCAGAACUCGGCGGAGAACAAGGCGAGCGACCCCGUGUACGACGCCCUCAACCAGUUCUCGCAGCGCUUCGAGAAGCUGUCCAAGGAGGUGGAGGCGGCGGGCGAGUGGUGGCGCGUGGGCGCGCUGGCGGCGGCGCGCGCGUGCCCGUGCUGGUGCGCGCGCUGGGCCGAGCUGCACGUGCGCUCGCCCACCGGCGACGUGUCGUGGCUGCUGCGCAUGCAGAACAGGAUCAGCUCGUGGCAGCUGCAGGAGUGGCCGCUGCAGGACGUGCUGGCGCUGCUGUCGCCGCCGCUCAGCGACCCCUCGAGCGGCCUCGGCGACUCCAGGCCCGACCUCAGCUCCGAAGGCUCGCCUCGCUCGUCCAGGUCGGCCUCGCAUCGCUCCCACGCACCAGAUCUCCACAAGUCCAGCUCGGACUCCGUGGUGGGCAGCGACAAGCGCGCGAAUCAGUCGGGGGGCGCCGCCACCCGCAUGAGCACGCAGCCCAUCAACAUCCCCGGCUCGCCGCAGCGGCAGAGCUCGUCCAGCACCACGGACGACGACGACAUGCUGCUCAUCGUGCCGGAGGGCAAGUCGCGGCACCCCGUGCGGCGCUCCAACUCGUCCCCGGAGAUGUCGUCGUCGUGGAAGGCGGCGGUGCGGGAGCCCGACGCGGACGAGCUGGUGCUGCUGCCGGCCGAGCCCGCCAGGGCUCCGAUGACGAUGCACACGAGCAAGAAGGUUGGCAAGAAGAGCGACAUGCGCGUAUCGUGCGAGGCCAUACCGGAGGAGAUGUGCGGCACCUCCCCGCAGCCGCACCACGCGCACCACGCGCACCACGCGCACCACGCGCACCACGCGCACCUCAUGACGUACAACUCCGACCCAGUGUUUCAAAUAGGAACGACGGGGUCCGAGACGGAAGUGGAAACGAAGCCCGAGACAAACAACACGGCCGCCACCGCGACGCACCAUCAGCUGCAGAAGACGAGCAGCGACAGUCGCGUGACGCUGGGCCACGAGGCGGGCGCGGGCGCGGGCGCGGAGGCGGAGGCGGGCGCGGGCGCGGACGCGCGCGACGAGCUGCCGCCGCUGGCGCGCUCCAAGCGCUCCAACACCAUCUCCGUCAUGAGCCCCACGCGCCGCAACCGAGAGCUGACCCGCAACCCCCCCAGCACGGGAGGGGGCGGCAGUGGUGCCGGCGGUGGAGUGUCUCCGUCCUUCGUGUUCCUGCAGCUGUACCACAACAUGAGCACCUACCCCAUCUCGCCCACCGUCCCCGGGGAGACGCCGACGGCUCUGAACCCGCUGAUGGGUCGUCCGCUGAAGGUAUCUGGCGUGCAGCACGAGCGAACCAUUAAGAACCUCGACCUAGUGCCGCCCCUGGAGACCUACAAGGUCGGUGUCCUGUACGUGGGCCCGGGACAGCAGGACGACGAGGUGGCCAUAUUGAAGAAUGAAUACGGUAGUGUGAGGUACAUGGAGUUUUUGAGGCUGCUGGGUACGCUGGUGCCGCUUGAGGGAGCCGAGGAGCCCAACCUGUUCCUCAAUCUAGAAAAGGGUGGCAAGGACGGACACUACACCUACGUCUGGAACGACGACAUCAUGCAGGUGCUGUUCCACGUGGCCACCGCCAUGCCCAGCUCGCCGCGCGACCCCAGCUGCAACGAGAAGCGCAAGUACAUCGGAAACGACUUCGUGUCCAUCGUCUACAACGACUCCGGACACGACUUCAACAUACACACGAUCAAGGGCCAAUUCAACCUCUGCAUCGUCGUGGUGGAGCCGCUCGAGCACGCCAUGAACCGCGUCACCCUCAAGAGCAAGGACGAGCGGCUGCGCGGCAAGUUCCUCGCGCACGUCGAGCCGCACUGCGUGUCCGACGCCAACGUGGCGCUGCUGGCCCGCCAGCACGCGCUGCACGCCGCGCUGGCGUCGCAGAUCUCGCAGUCGCUGAAGCUGGGCGGCGCGGCGUACGCGUCCAACUCGCUGGAGCGGCUGCGGCUCAUCAAGCGGCUGCGCGCGCGCGCCGAGGACGAGCGGCGCGCCGCCGCCGCGCGCGCGCCCGCGCCCUACGCCGCGCCGCCCGACGCGCAGCGCCGCGUCGCCAUCGACGACUUCGACGACUACGCGUAGGCCGAGUCGCGCUCGCCCGCUUAACGAUUCAUUCGGUCCCUUGGCGUUUUGAGGAGUGACGGACGCACGUUGAAAUCUAGUCACGGUAGUUGUAGAGGAGUGCUGUCGGUCGGGCCGGCCGCCUCGCUCUGAAGUUCUGUCGUCGACAGAUGCUCCGCGGGAGCCGCGCAAUGAAGGCAGCUAUAAAAAUGCCAUACUCUUUCGGUUUCGAUGACGAGUCGCAAAUGUGCGAACGACGCAUGUGUGCGGGUGCGCACACACACACACACACACACACACACAUGCUCGAACUGUCUGCACUGUUUGUGCUCGAACAUCGAAAGCUGCUUAGACUUCGACGUUGCAUAGUUUGAGUGUUCCUUAAAUGUUAGCACUGUUCGGGAUUCAAAUUUCAAUGUACAAAGCCGAAUGUGACGCAAUUCUAUACUUAAGUAUUGUGCGAGCGAGCCAGCAAUUCUGUUGAAUACAAAAAUAUGAAAAUAUCCAAAUCCCGCUAACGAUUUACGGAUCGUAACGAGAACCCUGUCGAACUUGAGACUUGCAUUAUUACUUUAUUCAAUAAAAAACAGUUCCGACGAGGUCUUUGUUCGCUCCUGUAAAUAAAUUUGAUAGAAUUGAUCGCUCGCUGCAACACUCACCAUGAUAUUUGGCCAAGGUCCGAGAUUAAAUGUUCAAUGUGAUCCACACAUACGGACGCCUGGUCUGAGACUGAGUCGAGUGUGUCAUUGAGAAUACGCGAUAAUGUAUGGCGAAUGGGGUUAAUAAUAUUAGAAAUGUAAAACUUUUAUUGGCUUAAUGUACUAUUAAAUGACAUCAAUUUGCUGAUUUUCAAAUUUUUUUUCGUACGUUACAAUAUAAAAGAGGUCCUGAUAGUAGAAGUCUUCAUGUUUAGCUUAAAUAUGUCGCCGGCAGAUAUCUUCAACUUUUUUGUACGUAAUAUAGAAUUGACAACUUGCCUACAACGAUUUUUCUAAAUGAUUAUAUAUUUUAUAUGCCAUUGGAAAUCUCGAAGAUAUCUCUGUAGACAUUUGUUCACCGACCCCAGCUCACCAUUGAGCGUCAGCUAUGCCGAGCACCUCUAUACCUGAGUCAUUUGUAUUUUAAAUAGAUCAAUGUUGAGAACGACGGAGUAAUAUGUAUUCUCAAUCAGAUACUCUAUAAUGAACGGUACUUGUCUAUAACAAAACAAAACUAUAUAUAAAAUUCACAUAAGUCAUUUUUUACAUUUUGUGAGAUGUGAUAAUAGUGUAGCGAUUAAAUACAGUAUCUUAAUACGAUAAUACAAAUAACGCUGGAGUUUUUCUACUACGCUUCGCUUCGAGACGAUCUGACCGGAGGCUGGAUUGUGAUCCCUGCGAUUCCUCCUCGACUAUAUUUUGCACAACUUUCAGUCAUUUUGAUAUCUGGCGCUGUCUGUGUUUACUGUGUUUACUGAAAUGAGCCAAUGUCAUGAAAUCAUGAUGUAUAUAUUCGGAUACUCUGUUUAUUGGUGUGUGUGAUGUAUGUACGCGUACAUUUGAAUACAAUUUAAAUAUGCCCAUUUAACUGCCUCCAGCUGAUGAUUCACUCGUUGGAAGUGACGACGAUGAAUAUAGAAACCAAAGACGUUAUGAAUUGCGCAACAGAGAUGCGUCUCAUUCGUUUAAAUUGUAAACAAAUGUCGCCCUACACAAAAACAGGUCACGUGAUUAAAAAUGUAGAUAACGACCACGCGGCGACCUGGAGCUUAACAUGCACUGGCAACUAAACUACUUACAAAUGAAUCUGAAGUAUUCGAUUCUAUUAUAUCGGAGAUUACGUUUUAUUUCGUAUUUAGGUUUGGAUAUUUAUACUCGUAUGGUCAGUCCGGCGCGAGAGCGCGUCAUACGUCAGCGGUCAGACACGCGUGACGUGCAAUCUCAGUUCGCCGGUCGCGACCAUCUGGCAGUUGAGGCAUUUCUUGUUGAAAUAUUUUAUGUAGCAAUUUAUUUCCUGACGAAAGAUUUUGUAAUCGAAUAAAUGAUGGCUAUUUU
This is a messenger RNA of Vanessa atalanta (red admiral), 7652 nucleotides long. RefSeq names its product tuberin (gene gig). The coding region runs from base 193 to 5640 and encodes 1815 amino acids. Lineage: Eukaryota; Metazoa; Arthropoda; Insecta; Lepidoptera; Nymphalidae. The record is from RefSeq and is a predicted model, not a curated record. Gene Ontology annotation, molecular function: GTPase activator activity. Gene Ontology annotation, cellular component: TSC1-TSC2 complex; cytoplasm; nucleus. The transcript is spliced from 34 exons. Gene Ontology annotation, biological process: regulation of small GTPase mediated signal transduction; regulation of cell cycle; negative regulation of TOR signaling.